Messenger RNA from Chara braunii, 2858 nucleotides. The record is from the annotation of a GenBank genome assembly. NCBI's taxonomy places the organism in Eukaryota, Viridiplantae, Streptophyta, Charophyceae, Charales, Characeae.
CCCAGUACAAAGCUAACCGCGACAAAUGUGAGUUUGUUCGGCAAGAGCUUGAAUACUUGGGCCAUUUUGUCUCUCCGGAAGGCAUUCGUCCGUUGGCAGACAAGAUUCAAGCCAUCCAGGAGUGGCCCGAGCCGAAGAAUGUGACGGACGUCCGAUCCUUCCUCGGCUUGGCCGGUUAUUAUCAGCACUUCAUCAAGGGUUACUCGAAGAUCGCGSCCAACCUAAGCAAGUUACAAAGCGAGGAGCGGCCUUUUGACUUCGACGACGACGCGCGCCAUUCUUUUGAGACACUCAAAGCGGCACUUUUGUCCGCCGAGGUGUUACAUAUUUACGAUCCGCUUCUAGCUACGUGCGUCACUACCGAUGCGUCGGGCUAUGGCAUUGGGGCCGUCCUUGAGCAGCACGAUGGCACAGACUGGCACCCGGUCGAGUACUUUAGCAAGAAAGUGCCUCCCGUGCAUUCGAUCGACGACGCACGGAAGGAGCUCCUUGCCUUCGUCCACGCCCUCAAGCGUUGGCGACAUUUCCUCCUUGGUCGGAAAGCAUUCCGAUGGGUAACGGAUAACAAUCCGUUGGUAUUCUACAAGUGGCAAGACACGAUUAACAGUACCAUUGCCCAUUGGAUGGCUUUCAUCGACCAGUUUGACUUUUCCCCGAUCACAUUCCCGGGAAGUCAAACCGUUUUGCGGACGCCCUCUCACGGCGACCGGAUCUUUGCACCGCAGUCUACUCUACCUUCGAGAUCGACGACGACUUGCGGGAGAGCUUCAUCCGCGGCUAUCAAGCCAACCCCCACUUUCGUGACAAGUACGCGAAUUGCUCCUCUCCGAAUCCGAUGCCUUCGCAUUAUCGGAUCCAAGAGGGCUACUUACUUGUGCAUUCACGGGCGGUUCUAUUGGCCUGACCUUCUCAAGGACGCCACCCGCUAUUGUGAGUCGUGCGAAGUCUGUCGGCGUUGCAAGUCACGCAACCAUCGUCCGUUCGGUGAGCUACACCCACUACCAGUGUCCCCUGGGCGACGGGAAGCAAUUGCUAUGGAUAUCACCGGCCCCUUCCUGAAGCACAAGACCGGCGUUGAUGGGAUCCUCACGGUCGUCGACCGCCUCACCAAGUACGCCAUGUUUUUGCCUUGCCGCUAUCACGCAAAGGCACCAGAGUUAGCCGAGGUCUUCUACACCGGUUGGAUUCGCUCCAAGGGCUACCCCAAGGAGAUCGUUUGCGACCGGGACACUCACUUUCUCUCCGACUUUUGGGUCGCCCUCGUCAAGCGAUGGGGCUCAUCUUUGAAGCCGAGUUCGGCUCGCCACCCGCAAACCGAUGGUCAAACGGAAAGGGCGCAUCAAACCGCCCAAAUCCUUCUACGCACUUUCAUCCGUCCCGACCAGGUUUAUUGGGUUGAGCGCUUGCCAGACGUUGAGUUGGCUUACGACUCAUCGAUCCACCCGGAUAUCGGGAUGUCGCCAUUCGAGUUUGAGCAUGGUUCACCCAUCUCAUUGCCGCUGGACGCCACUUUGUCGCGCACAGCCGAGAGCAACGACCAUCUUGUGUUCCUUCGUCGCAUGCAAGAGCUUCUUGUCAAGGCACGGGAUCAGAUGUCAAAGACGCAAAUACGGAUGAGUCGUCAAGCCAACCGCAAUCGCCUUCCUUGCCCGUUCCGCGCCAGCGAUCUGGUUUGGGUCUCUGCCACGGAGUUCAGCCUUGAGCAAGACAUCUCUCGCAAGCUCCUUCCCAAGUGGAUGGGGCCUUGGCACAUUCUCUCUGCAGUUGGUGAUGAUCCCGAGGGGCCUUCAUUCCGCAUCGCGGUGCCACCUCACUUGCCCAUCCACACGGUGUUCCACUGUUCCAAACUCGCUCCGUUUGUUUCAGCGGAGUCCGACGAGUUUCCCGGUCGACGUACGCAAGACCCUCCUUCCAUGGACGGAUUUCAGGAGGCCGGCUACAUCAUCACCGACCGGCCCCAUGGCAACAAAGAAACAGAGUUUCUACUUCACUUUUCCUACUGCAGCCACAAGGCUGACCGUUGGCUGACGCGUUCGGAACUGCAGGCCACAGCCCCCACCGUUCUCUCACGCUAUCUUAGCAAAGGGAAGACUACGCCAAGCUCUUCAGCUYCGCGCCAUCCUCGCUACAUUCCGCCAUCGGAUCGGCAGCUUCGCCCGCGCCCCGGCUCGUCUUCAUAAGGAGGGGGGCGUGUUACAUGCUGAGAGCCUACACACGGGCCCCUCACGGGACCCAAGGUUGGAAUAGGGCCCCCAGGUCGCGUCACCGCAACCUGAAGGCCCUAUGGCAUUUUUACUUGGGCCUGCAUCAGAAAAACGCCAGCUUUAGAAUAUUUUUAUAUUCUUUUAUUUAUUUAAUUGCUGUUGUUUUUCUAACGUGUGUGCUGUUGUCCGUUUUGUGGCCAGGUACACGUUCUAGGGCCAGGACCUGAUUCAGGCCCAGAGGCUGAGCCUCCAAAAACGUUUGGACCGUUUUUUUGUUUCCGGACAGAUUUUGGACCAUUCCGACCUGGACCGACRUUCAGGCCCGAUGCAUUCGCAUAGGCCCUGAAUCGGACCAGGUACCGAACAGGCCAGCCCUGGGCAGGGCCUGGACGUCCGGUAGGGACCCAGGCAGGCCGUUUUAGGCCAAGGGCUGAACCAGUUUCGAAACCUGCGAUCUGGACCGUGGAUCGGAUUUCGAUCUGCACGGUCCAGAACGCAGGCCGUGGGGUUUCAGUCCUGGCCCAGCGCUACUUAAGCUGGGCCGUUGCCCAGUUCGGACGGAAGGUACCAGGAGAAAUCCAGCGUUAUGCUGGUUCAGGAACUUGGCUGCUGCGCUAUUUUGGAGACUCCCUGCUGCGCUAUUUCGAGACUGCA